Molecule: messenger RNA, 584 nt
Organism: Nymphaea colorata (pocket water lily)
Lineage: Eukaryota; Viridiplantae; Streptophyta; Magnoliopsida; Nymphaeales; Nymphaeaceae
Product: non-specific lipid-transfer protein-like
Exons: 2
Coding region: 77-436 (119 amino acids)
Biological process (GO): lipid transport
Cellular component (GO): membrane
Molecular function (GO): lipid binding
Source: RefSeq, a predicted model, not a curated record
CUGUGAACGAGAUCAGCGUUUGACUCCAGACGAUUCGACAGAGCAACUCCAGGAAUUAAGGAGCAGAGAAGCGGAGAUGGUGACGACGACGACGACCGCGAAGGCGGUGGUGCUUCUUGCCGUCCUCUGGCUGUGGCUGGCGGUGAGGGGCGGAGCGGCCCCGUCGUGCAGCAGCGUGUACAAUAAGAUAGUGCCCUGCGUGGGUUACAUGACGGGGAAGGCGGACGACCCGAGCGAUGGGUGUUGCAGUGGGGUGAAGGAACUGAAGGACAUGGCUCGCAGCAACGAUGACCUGCAGGCCAUCUGCAAGUGCAUCAGUAGCGCCGCCGCAGGCCUCGUCGGCUUCAAACGAGACCGUGCCGUUGCUCUGCCCGGCAAAUGCGGCGUCCACGUCGACUUCCCGAUCGGCCCCGACGUCGAUUGCUCCAAGAUAUAAUCAGGGAUGAAGAAGAGUGUGAAGGUUCGCUGCUUCUAUGUGGUUGGCAUAAAUAAACUUCUGGAAUUCGACUGUGUUGUAUCACGGACACAAUGAAUGAAUGAAUCGACAAAUAAAUUUCCUCGGGAAAUCUUUUUCUUCAAUGUGU